Messenger RNA from Nelumbo nucifera (sacred lotus), 1072 nucleotides. The record is from RefSeq and is a predicted model, not a curated record. Lineage: Eukaryota; Viridiplantae; Streptophyta; Magnoliopsida; Proteales; Nelumbonaceae.
ACCUGGAAAAACUCUUCUCCCUUCACUCCAGUUUAAUUGCUAAUUAAAAGGUGUAUGUAUGUUAUAUGUAUCUCCUCUUCUUCAUCUCCUUGAAUAACUUCACGAUAUAACCUAUAUAUCUUACAGUCGAUCCAGAAAAGCAGCUUUUAAAGAAAAGGCAACUGCCCCCCUAGCUAGCUUAAACCCAGGAUGCUGCCUUCCAGCCCUGAUCUUCCCCGAAAGUCCCUCCAAAUCAAGCAGGAUGACAAGUUCUUCACUAGGCUUCUAUCCAAGGAGAGCUCCAUGGCUAACUCAUCGUCGUUCAGAGUCUACUAUGGAGGAGCAACUGGUGCAGUCCCGUUCAUGUGGGAAUCUCAACCAGGUACGCCUAAAUACACAUUCAGCGACACCUCUCUCCCUCCUCUCACACCUCCUCCUUCCUACCAUGUCAAUUCCAAGAAGAGGCCCACGAAAAAGCCUUCCAGAUCCAACCUUCUACGUAUCAUAUUCCCUAGGCUCUCUCUGAGGAAAACCCAUGCCUCCCCAUCUUCAUCAUCAUCAUCAUCAUCAUCAUCAUCAUCAUCGUCGUCAUCAUGGUCAUCAUCGUUGUCAUCUUCGACUCCGACGACCUCAUCGAAUUUUCUUCGUAGACGCAGCAGAUUCUCAACUCCUAUAUCAUCGUUUGAUUCAAGCGGGGAUUACGAAGAAGAUGGAGGCUCCAGGUCUCCGAUCUCAACACUGUGCUUUAGUAGCGUUGGUCGUCAUCUGGCUACCGGUAGGCUCCGAGGUUGCCACCACUCUGUGGUGAUCAUGAAGAACACUUUUCUGUCAAUGGUUGGGCAUACAUCUAGCCGAGGUACUGCUUAGAAGAUUUCCGAAUCUCGUUCAUCAAUGUUUUUAUCUUUUUGGGUUUCAUUGUUGUUGUUUGAGAUAUGUAAAAUGUAACUACUAGGGACUCAACUCAAACUACCCAAAAAAUAUUGCACAAUUCAUGAAAUUUGUGGUGGUAAAAUGCUGUUGAUCUUAAUAACAACAUUCAUGCUAGGAUGAAUGAAUUAAAUUAAAGUUGUGAUCAACAAACUGUUUUUCUUCA